CGCUUAUUUAAACAACAAACUAAAACAUUUAGCAACUCACCAUUUCAAUCUGUGACAAAGGCGUCUUAAUAAACGCCGCUCCAGAAACUUCUCUUUUUUUUUUUUUUCCUCUCUUUUCAAUUUUCCAUCUUAGGGUUUAUUUUCCCUUUCCAAUUUUCCCGAGAAAAUGAGAGAGUGCAUUUCGAUCCACAUUGGUCAGGCCGGUAUCCAGGUCGGAAACGCCUGCUGGGAGCUUUACUGCCUCGAACAUGGCAUUCAGCCCGAUGGACAGAUGCCGAGUGACAAAACCGUUGGUGGAGGAGACGAUGCCUUCAACACCUUCUUCAGUGAGACUGGCGCCGGAAAGCACGUGCCACGCGCCGUCUUCGUCGAUCUUGAGCCCACCGUGAUCGACGAGGUGAGGACCGGAGCCUACCGCCAACUCUUCCACCCCGAGCAACUCAUCAGCGGCAAAGAAGACGCUGCCAACAAUUUUGCUCGUGGCCAUUAUACCAUUGGGAAGGAGAUCGUUGAUCUCUGCCUUGAUAGGAUCAGGAAGCUUGCUGAUAACUGCACCGGGCUCCAAGGGUUCUUGGUGUUCAAUGCAGUUGGUGGUGGAACCGGUUCCGGUCUCGGUUCCCUUCUCUUGGAGCGUCUUUCUGUUGAUUAUGGAAAGAAAUCUAAGCUUGGGUUCACUGUUUACCCAUCUCCCCAGGUUUCUACCUCUGUUGUUGAGCCCUAUAACAGUGUCCUUUCCACUCACUCCCUCCUUGAACACACUGAUGUCGCCGUGCUUCUCGACAAUGAAGCCAUCUAUGAUAUCUGCAGGCGCUCCCUUGACAUUGAACGCCCCACCUACACCAACCUCAAUCGCCUCGUCUCUCAGGUGAUUUCAUCCCUCACUGCCUCUUUGAGGUUUGAUGGUGCACUGAACGUUGAUGUGACUGAGUUCCAAACUAACUUGGUUCCAUACCCAAGGAUCCAUUUCAUGCUUUCAUCCUAUGCACCUGUUAUUUCUGCUGAGAAGGCCUAUCAUGAGCAGCUCUCGGUUGCUGAGAUCACCAACAGCGCAUUCGAGCCGUCCUCCAUGAUGGCGAAGUGCGACCCUCGCCAUGGCAAGUACAUGGCCUGCUGCCUGAUGUACCGUGGUGACGUGGUGCCCAAGGAUGUGAAUGCUGCUGUGGCCACCAUCAAGACCAAGCGCACAAUCCAAUUUGUGGACUGGUGCCCAACUGGUUUCAAGUGCGGUAUCAACUACCAGCCACCGACAGUUGUUCCCGGCGGUGACCUUGCCAAGGUGCAGAGGGCUGUGUGCAUGAUCUCCAACUCCACCAGUGUUGCUGAGGUGUUCUCAAGGAUUGACCACAAGUUUGAUCUCAUGUAUGCUAAGCGUGCUUUCGUCCACUGGUAUGUGGGUGAGGGCAUGGAAGAGGGUGAGUUCUCUGAGGCUCGUGAGGACCUUGCUGCUCUUGAGAAGGAUUACGAGGAGGUUGGUGCGGAGUCUGGUGAGGGUGAGGAAGGUGAAGGAGAGGAAGACUAUUAGACAGCCAGCCUUGAUGAUGUGUUUCUUGUUAUGUGCCUUUCUGUUUUCUAUUGGACAUUUUAGUUUUUUGAUGCUUUGCUGUGAAAACAUAUUUGUGCUUCUACCUUAAUAGCACAAUGUUUUAAUCCACUUUUGGUUUUAUA
Arachis stenosperma is the source of this 1665-nucleotide messenger RNA. Its product is annotated as tubulin alpha-4 chain. The coding region runs from base 167 to 1522 and encodes 451 amino acids. Gene Ontology annotation, molecular function: GTP binding; structural constituent of cytoskeleton. NCBI's taxonomy places the organism in Eukaryota, Viridiplantae, Streptophyta, Magnoliopsida, Fabales, Fabaceae. The transcript is spliced from 4 exons. Gene Ontology annotation, biological process: mitotic cell cycle; microtubule cytoskeleton organization. Gene Ontology annotation, cellular component: microtubule; cytoplasm. The record is from RefSeq and is a predicted model, not a curated record.